Cylindrotheca closterium is the source of this 3591-nucleotide messenger RNA. NCBI's taxonomy places the organism in Eukaryota, Bacillariophyta, Bacillariophyceae, Bacillariales, Bacillariaceae. The record is from the annotation of a GenBank genome assembly.
AUGAACUUGUCCAAGAAAAGCUUGCAACAAACCACAUCGUUGUUUUAUUGGGAAUACCUCUCACAUUCCCUCCAACAUCUGUUCCCCAAGCCUGCUUUGGAAUCAAGACCUACACCGGCUGAGGAUGGACCCGGCAACGAGGCUUCAUCACCUGCUGGACCCACGACCUACAAGGAGUUUGAUUGGGUUCCGGCAGAUCUAUCUCCAGGAGGGACUUGGCACCAGCAACGCAUAUCCAACCUCCGAUGGGCUUCAGAACACUAUCCAGAGCCCAAGGACAUCUUUGAUGAUGGCCUUCAUCGGUUGGCUGUGCAUCGACAGAACUACAACAAAGACGGACCUUCCCCAAAAUGGCUUCAACUGCUAUGGUGGGAAUUUCCAUCUGAGCACUGGGAGGAACUCCGAACUGGCGCUAGACAGAAUUUUUUGGAGAGACCGGAGCCCCACAUUCGACCAAAUGCCCCAAUGGAUGAAGAGAUGUUGGAAGCCGCCGUCCAGUUUGUGGAUGAGCUUGUUGAACUUGGAGUGCUGAGACACAUUGAUGAGGGCCUCAAAGUCCUCACCAAUGCGCCACUUUUUGUGGUCGGCAAAGACGGACAGCCUGGCGAGUGGAGAGUCAUUGCGGACAUGCUACGCGGCGGCCAGAAAAAUUGUGUGGGACAAGAUCCGGUCUUCAUGCCAAGGAUUGCCCACAUCGUCGACCAAAUGUACACUGGCGGAUUCUCUGCAGUUGUGGACCUGUCCAAGUUCUUCUACAACUUUCCAACACACCCAGAAGACCGGCCGUAUCUUGGCCUUCUACACCCAAAAACCGAGGAGCUGUUGACAUACUACGGGCUUGCAAUGGGAGCUGGAAACAGCCCAGCCAUUGUAUGCCGAAUUGGAUUGGCCUUUGUACGUUUGGUGAAAGAAAAGUUUGAUGUCUUCCAAGGAGAAGCCAAGGCCAACUGCUACUGGACCGGCUUCCAGAACAACGGAUUCAAUCCGAAACUUGGAUACGGAUUCAUUCUUACUUCGGCCGAUGGAGGAGCUGUGCACAUCUGGGUUUGGGUUGAUGACUUCCUUAUCCAUGGACCCUCCCAUGAGAAGACCACUCGAGCUCUGGCAUUCUUCCUUGACACAGCCGUUGACUGUGGUUUCCUUUUCCACCCAAAGAAAUUGGUUCCACCUCAACAAGUGGUCAAAUACUGUGGCUUCCUGUUCGACACUACCGACAUUCCAUGCCUACGAAUCCCGGAAUCCAAAAAGGACCGAGCCCUGGCCAUCUGCGAAUACCUACUCCAGUCACCAACUCACAAGAAGUGGUCACGAUUGAGUCUUGCUGUUGCGGUGGGAGUUCUUGAGUCACUGACCGAAGCAACACCCCGUCGGCUUGGCCACACCCAUCUGAAGGAAUUUCACACACUAGUCCACCCACCUGGACUUGGGAUCGGCGCGGAGCCUUACUACACAACGACAUGCCUCAAUUCCCGAGUACUUGAUGAACUAAAGUGGUGGAAACAGUUCCUACUACGGAGUGAAGGGAGAUUUGUCAGAGGAUGGGAAGCAGCUACCCUUGUCCCAACCUUUGGUGAUGGUAGCGGCACUGGCACCGGUGGGACCCUCCAACUACCUAACUGUGACUUUGAAAUGUGGCGCGGGAAAUGGAAACCGGCGGUCUACAUUUUUGCCUCCGUUUGGAAAGAACUGGCGACACUGAAAGAGACCCUUCUUCGGAUCAAAGAGAGCCCCCAAGCCCACCUCGUCAUUGGCACGACCGUCUUCUACUUCACUGACAACUCUGGAGUAUAUUGGAUUGCUACUACUGGUUCCUCCAAGCGGCGAGAUCUUCACCAGUUGCUCAGCGAGAUCAGACUGCUGGAACUUGAUCUUCAAUGUGUCCUCCAGGUGAUACACGUCCCAGGCCAAGUUUUGAUCACGCAAGGCACUGAUGGACUUAGUCGAGGAGUUUGGAUGUCAACUCUACAAGACAUCAUGGACUCAGAUCGACUGACACAAGCAAUCUUCGAUCCCAUGCCACUGGACUGGACUUUGGUUUGGCAACACCUGCCUCAUCUGGCACAUAUGGCCCAAUACCGUUCCUGGAACCAACAAUGGACAGCGGACCUCUGUUUGCACCAAACAACAGUAUGGUGCCCGCCACCUGAACUGGCCCGGCAACUCCUGACCUUCUUACUCAACUCUUGGGUCGAAUGUCCAUUCACUACUUCAGCACUCCUCUUUGUGCCUCGAGUAGUUGAAGCUUCCUGGCGCCACAUGUCCCGCUACAUCGAAGAGAUCGGCACCAUCUACCCCCACCAAACACAGCUACGCUUUCCACCUCUCCUUCCUAUUCCAAUUGUUGAUUCGGGAAAUUCCGGCCCUGCGGGACUUGCUACCACCGGGAAUGUUUUCGAGCUGGGGUUCCUUUCACCACCCGCCGACUUUGAGCGAGAACUUGUCAAAGUUGAUGAUGUUAUUUUGUUAAUGUUGGAACGGGUCCGGCUCCUAGACAUCAUCUCGUCUUGGGCAAAGGGAACUCAUGUCACCUACAAAUCUAAGCUGAAAGUCAUUCAUGAUUUCAAAAAGGAGUUUGCCCUCACAGUUCUUCGCCCAUCCAAUCUCAUGGAGCCUCCAUCUGGACCAGAUAUCUCUCUGAUGUGGUGCCAAGAGCGGUACAGUCUUCGUCACUCCACAAGGAAAUACGACAAAGAUGUUCAAACACCCAUCAGUUUCAACUCUGUUCGCGCUCUGCGUUCAGCUGCAUCACAAUGGUUUGCCCUUGAGUCGCUCAAUACGCCGCAGAACGCCUACAUGUCACAAGACAAGAAGGUUCUCUACCAAGAUUGCCGGCCAACAGACAACCUUACAUUUCAUCUCUUUGCAAAAGGAAUGGUGACACGAAUGGGCGACUACUCUCGGCCAUCAGUAGCCUUGUUGGACCGCCAUAUUCGUUACUUGAUGAACUCAUUGGAAAACCAAUUUGCAGAAGCAACUACAGAGACACAAAGGCGCGACAUCUCGCUUGCUGGCCUCACAACUCUCACUCUCUGGCCUGGGUGGCUCCGCUCUGCUGAAUGUUUUGGUAUCAACUGGGAAGAUUGUUCCAUUUUGGAACGUGAAGACUAUGCACAAGCUGACCUCCCACGUAACUGUGGUAUGGUCACUUUCCGACUCAACCCUGUCACUAAGUCGGAGCGCACUCGAACUGCUGAUGUUAUCAUCGCAUACACUACUCGAUCAGGCUACUGUAUCGGGAAGUGGUUCCACAGAGCGCAAACGUACCGGGCCCGACGUACAGGGCCCGUUUUCUGCCAUGCAAAUGGCACAGUUUGGACCUCUCAUUUCUUCCGGACUACCUAUCUCUAUCCAAGUCUCAAAAAGCAGCGUUUGGAGGGCGACCCGCUUCUAUUACCUUUCGAUGGAUCCAUAUCCAACACCAUUGAAAGCCGAUUCUGGUCUCUCCACACAUUCCGUCACGGUGGCCGCAGUCACGUCUCCCGCGGAGAAUCCUAUGAUGGUAAACGCCUCACAAUUGCCUCGGAAACCCAGGUCUACGAACAUGGGCGUUGGCGCUAUCGCCGAGCCAACGAAAAAGUAGGAACAAGUUAG